Messenger RNA from Penaeus indicus, 838 nucleotides. RefSeq names its product DNA-directed RNA polymerase II subunit RPB11-like (gene Rpb11). Gene Ontology annotation, biological process: transcription by RNA polymerase II. Lineage: Eukaryota; Metazoa; Arthropoda; Malacostraca; Decapoda; Penaeidae. Gene Ontology annotation, molecular function: protein dimerization activity; DNA binding. Bases 67 to 423 code for a protein of 118 amino acids. The transcript has 3 exons. The record is from RefSeq and is a predicted model, not a curated record. Gene Ontology annotation, cellular component: RNA polymerase II, core complex.
AAGGCCCGCUUCCCUUGUUUUCUGGGCCAAUUGUAAACAACAGCAGCUGACGCGAAGCCCGGAAAGAUGAAUGCUCCGCCGACAUUCGAGUCAUUUCUUCUCUUCGAGGGAGAAAAGAAAAUUAUCAAAGAAGUGGAUACGAAGGUUCCAAAUGCUGCCAUUUACACCAUCAACAAGGAAGAUCACACCCUAGGCAACAUGAUUCGAAUGCAGCUGCUGAAGGACCCUAAUGUAAUCUUUACUGGCUAUAAGAACCCUCAUCCUCUCGAGCAUAAAGUGUUACUCAGAAUACAGACUUCAGAUGCCAGUUACACCCCACACGACGCCUUCAUGAACGCCAUCACAGACUUGAUAUCCGAACUUUCCCUUCUCGAGGAAAGAUUCAGAGAAGCCAUCAGAGAGAAGAAAGAAGGCUUUGACUAAGAAGGACAAAAUUCUGGCCAUUUGCUCCACCAGUCAUUCUCGAACCAUUUCAUUAGAUUAUCACGACUUCAUGUUUGUCUGCAAGUAAUGGAUCAUGCAUUGGUCAAGAGUUCAUGUUAAUCACUAAGUGUUUUGUGUUUUGGUCUUUUAAAAGAUUUAGGUUGAGAUUCGUUUUCAAGAUUCAUAUUUAAAAUUUUUGUUGUUUCAUGAAAUUUGUCAUUUUCAUUGCCAAUAAGCAAAUGGGAAUAGGAUUUUUAAAAUGAUACUUUAUUAGCCUUUAUAAUAAACCGCACUAGCAUAAUCCCCCCUUGAUAUUUGAAGGAAUAUACAUGGAGAACACUAAGAUGAUGUGUUAAAAUGUAUGAUGACAAAAAGCCAUAUUCUUAAUAAAUUUUGAAAACUUCAAUCUAAAAAA